GGUGCGCUGUGUCCCUCGGACACAGCGGAUCACCGAUCAAUGGAAAGAGCCAAAGAUGUCGGCUCAGUCAUGUGAUCAGCCGUGUCCAAUCACAGCCCCAGCAGUGCCACCUGUCAGUGUCCAUCAGUGCCACCUGCCAGUGCCCAUCAGUGACAUAUUUCAGUGCCUACCAGCACACAUCAAUGCCACAUAUCAGUGCCCAUCUGAGCUGCCUUUGAGUGUCACCUAUCAGUGCCAGUCAGUGCCACCUAUCAAUGCCAGUCAGUGCCACCUAUCAUUGCUGCCAAUCAGUACCACCUAUCAAUGCCAGUCAGUGCCACCUAUCAGUGCCAGUCAGUGUCGCCUAUCAGUGCCGCCUAUCAGUGUGCAUCAGUGCCGCCUAUCAGUGCCAUAUAUGAGUGCUGCCUUCAAUGCCCAUCAGUGAUGCCUGUCAAUGUCCAUCAGUG
This is a messenger RNA of Staurois parvus, 446 nucleotides long. Lineage: Eukaryota; Metazoa; Chordata; Amphibia; Anura; Ranidae. The record is from the annotation of a GenBank genome assembly.